AUGCGUUCAUUCAUUACUCCGCUUCUGCUGUCAUUAGCAGCGGCUACUCCUCUCGUGACUGAGAACGCCCGCAGUCUCAGCCAAUUGAAACAGCUCGAAUGCCAGGUCAUCUCCGUUGUCGUUAAUGCUCUCCAUGGCGCACCAACUGCAACGUCCUUUUGUUCAUCACUACUCAAGAUUCCGACUGCUACCGUCUCAAAGACGUCGACGACUACCUCGACUUCAGUUGCAAACACGAUAUUAUCUCAGACUAUAACGGCCACCACAGUGGUUACUUCUGUUCUAAGUGUUACCACCGGAACAACUACUCUCACAGCUGACACAGUGACGCAAACAACCACUGCUUUUGUCACUGUACCUGGCGCCUGUGGCGCAAUCGUGAAAAGGACUGCCAAAGUCAUCUCCAGCGCUACAAGUAACCCUGCUUCUCCAGCUAGCUGUGGCAACGCACCUCCAGGUCUCAAGCAGUUUGCUUGCUCGCAGGUUUCGAAAGCAUGCAGUUGCCUUGCUAUCCCCACACCUACAACCACUGUUAUUGUACUUAGCACAGCUUCUGCUGUGACCGUAUCGACCUCAAUCGACCUUGUCACUGUUCCCGCAACCAUUACAUCAACAGUGACAGAGGCGAUCCUUGCCACUACUUUUACCACUCCAACAACAGUUGUUACUGCGACUGUAACGUCAGUAACAGUACCAGACACUGCGACUGAUCCGAACAACUGUGGCGCUUGUGGGAAUGUUUGUGCAAGUGGUAGUUGCGCGAAGGGCUUGUGUACAACUCCUUCAUGCGCAGGUUCUAGCUGCUCUAAAUACAUAUACUGCGGCAGUAGCUGCGUCUGCGGCUCUCUCAACAAUGGGGGCGGCCUCUGCAUUCCAGGAACUACUUCAUGCUCAAGCCCAGCUUGUAGUAUAGACUCAGACUGCGCGGCUAAUCAGCUGUGCGUGAUAAGCACAUGCUGUCGAGGUGGAGGCGGUAUUUGCGUGACUGCAGCCAGCAGCUGCAAUAACCCAGCUACGCCUAAGAUGUUAUUUGCUCGAAGACCUGCUGGUGGGAAUACAGUUAUGGGAUAG
Messenger RNA from Ascochyta rabiei, 1071 nucleotides. RefSeq lists its product as uncharacterized. Bases 1 to 1071 code for a protein of 356 amino acids. Lineage: Eukaryota; Fungi; Ascomycota; Dothideomycetes; Pleosporales; Didymellaceae. The record is from RefSeq and is a predicted model, not a curated record. The transcript is spliced from 4 exons.